AUGCCGCGCGCUGAGCUCGAGUACCCCAAACGGCCCCUCGGCACCGUGAACCGGUACAGCCCACGAGCCUCAUACUCCCUCAGAGUCAUCCACAGCAUCGUCAACACGUGCCCCACGCUUCAUGUUUCCUUCAACUCCCCCGACUCGCCCUUCCCGGCCAUCCUUCCCAUGAUCGGUCAGAUGGGCUCGUUCGACCGCCCCUCCUCCGACGAGGGCGACGUGCUCGAUCUCUACCUCCAUGGCUACGUCUCCUCCCGCGUGAUGAACCUGACCCGCCGUCCCGCGACCGAUGACUCACCCUCGGGCUUGCCUGUCACCGUCGCCGCCACCCACGUCGACGGCCUCGUCCUCGCGCUGACCCCCAACUCCCACAGCUACAACUACCGCUCCGCCGUCCUCUUCGGCCACGCGACCCUGGUCGAGGCCGAUGACGAGAAGCUGUACGCCAUGGAGCUCAUCACCGACAGCGUCGUCGCCAGCCGCUGGCAGAACAGCAGGAUCCCCCCCAACAAGGCCGAGAUGAGCUCAACGAGCGUCCUCAGGGUCCGCAUCGCUACCGGCAGCGCCAAGAUCCGCUCCGGUCCCCCGGGAGACGAGAAGCACGACAUGGAGAACCCGGCAGUCGUCAGCAACGUCUGGACGGGCGUCGUGCCCGUGCACAUGUCGCUAGGAGCUCCCAUCCCCGGGCCGUACAAUGCCGUGGACAAGGUGCCUGUCUACCUGGAGGAGUACAUCAAGAGCAUGAACGAAAUCGGGGUGGAUCAUUCGGUCAAGGCUGCAGAAGCCUCUGCAGAGCCGGGAAAGAAACCCGUUGACGAUUAA
Verticillium alfalfae VaMs.102 is the source of this 822-nucleotide messenger RNA. RefSeq lists its product as hypothetical. Lineage: Eukaryota; Fungi; Ascomycota; Sordariomycetes; Glomerellales; Plectosphaerellaceae. The transcript is spliced from 2 exons. The record is from RefSeq and is a predicted model, not a curated record. Bases 1 to 822 code for a protein of 273 amino acids.